AUGGACCCAGAGCCGAAUCUCUGGGAGAAGGGAGCGAGACACCUGGUCAAGUACGCGAACCUCCUCCUCACCUACGACAGCAAGUUGCCCCGACACCUGGUCAAGUACACGACGUUCUCCCACGACAUCCACGUCACAACCGAACAACACCUGGUCAAGUACACGAAGCUCCACAUCAGCUCUGUGGAGUCUCAGUGGCCGACCCACUACGACAAGUCCAGCAAGCAGCUGUCCACGAUCGACCGCAUCUUCUUGGGCAUCGACGCGCACGCCAUGCUCUCGGUCUCGACGAUCCUCACCACUGCGAGGGACGCGAUGGAGCUUUCCGAGGAGGGCAUCAGCGACCACGCGCCCCUCGUCCUGCAGAUCACUGCCGCACGCCAGGUACCACGAGACGAGCAGCCAAUCCCGACGCACCUCUUCAACCACAGGAAGUACCUUGAGACCUACACGCUCAUGCUGGACCACUGCUCCUUGGCGGGGGAAACGGCGGAAGGCCGCUGGAGAGCAGCGAAGCAGUGCGUGAAACUUGCAGCGCGACGCGUUCGUGAUGACCAGCUGCGGACCAACUUCUCCCUGCACGUCAAGGACUCCAUGGUCGAGACCUCGCACAUGGGCUUCAAGUCGGCGGCGCGGGCUGUCUGGCGACAGGACGCUGCCCUGGCAGGCAGGCUUCUCGAGUCCUGCCCUGCGCUGGCCGCCCACCUCCACGUUACCGACGGCACCGUGCGCCUCGUGGACCCCCACAGCUUCGCCACCAACUUCGACGCCGUCGCCGAGCGGGUGCACUCCCUGCGCAGGCAGGCGGCGGAGGCAGCAGCUCGGACGGCCAACGUGCGCGACAGCGCAGCCUGGCGGAGGGUUGAGCGCAAGGCCGCCAGGCAUGCGCAGCUCUGGGUCCCGCGGCGGCGACGUAUGAUCCUGUCGGGCCUGCGCGUGGACUCCGCACCGUGUGCCGCCAAGGCCUCGAAGGUGGCUCAGCACGUGGUCUCCGAUCCCGCGGGCAUGAAGGCGACCGUGGCGAACUACUGGGGUGAGAUCUUCGCGAAGGUGCCGAACUCUGAACAGCUCAAGGCCUUGGGCGCUUUCCUGGACAAGCACGCGCCAAGGAAGCCCGCGCCCAUCGCCGCAUCAUCUACCUCACCCGAGCAGAAGGGCUUCACUGCUGGGCGGCGCUUCGUCGACCACAUCCCGUACCUGGACGCGGAAUGCCGCCGGGAGGGCCUUCUUCCUGACGCGGCGACCCGCCGCCCCAUGUUCCCCAUGUUCCGCGACUUCCGUCAGGCCUUCCCCUCACUCUUCAGGGAAGUCAUCGAGAAGGUCCCCCCGCGCUUCGGGGUCCCGCUGGGCUUCUGCAACGUGGUCGCGGCGCUCUACAGCAACUGCCUCGCCUUCAGCUCCUUCCGCGCCGAGGGCACCAGCGCGGAGUUCGAGCCGCUGUUCGCGCUCCUAUGCGGCAUCAUGCAAGGAUGCCCGCUCUCUGGCACGGUCUGGUGCUUGGCCAUGGACGCGCCCAUCCGCGCGCUGCUGGUUGCGAUUGCAGAGCAUGGGUUCCUCACGGCUUGCGCCGACGACCUCGGGAUGCUGAUCAAGAACGCUGUCGCCCUCCCUAGCAUCGACUACACCUUCGUCUCCAUAGAGUUUGCCUUCAACCUGCAGCUGGCGCUGCACAAGUGCGUGCUGGUUCCGCUGUGGGAGGAGCUCUCGGAGGACACACUGCAGGACGUUAAGUCUUUCCUCGCUGAGGAGGUCCCCCGCUGGUCGGGCUUCCGCGUCGACUCCACGGCCAAGUACCUGGGGACUCACCUGGGGCCAGGCGCCACAGACUUCGGCAUCUGGAAGGCUGCUGCGGGGAAAUGGUGGACCCGCUGCUGGGAACUGGCGCGCACUGGCAUGGCCACCAGCCUUGCGGCCCGCGCGUGCAACAUCAACGCGCUACCGUGCCUGUCGUACCUCGCGCAGUUCUACUUCAUUGUGCCUGCCAUCUGGAAGGUCGAGUUCACCUCCCUGCACCGCCUGCUGCGGCUGCCGCCCUCGUCCAUGCGCAAGGCCGACAUCCUGUCGAUGAGCGCGUGGUGCGGCUCCCCCUCGCCGACGGGCCUCUUCCCGUACACGCUCGCGGCGAUGAUGCGCACGGCGGAGAACACGGUUCGCGAAUGGGAAGCUCACCUUCACCACCUUCAUGAAGCUGCGGUGGAGCAUGUCCCACUGGUCGACGUGAUCAAGGGCAACUGGUCGCCGCCGUGGUGGCAGGCGCGGAGGGCGAUCGUACAGGACUUCGCCAUCAUCACGGACACCUACGGCCAGUUGAACAUCCCCAGACCGACGCUCGAUGUGCUCCCGGUCCCGAUUCCGAGCAGGUACUUCAAGAUUGCGAAGGCGGCGAUGACCCUGGAGACGAAGGCGGCGGCAGCGGCCAUCCCCCACAGGAAGCCCAAGCGCCAGGCCACGGCCGCCAUAUCGCUCCGAGGCUCGCUGUACCCCGAGGACCUGGUGGCCACCAUCCACCGUCGGCUGCGCAGGUGGGGAGUCGUGUGCUCGCUUCCCGAGCUGCGCGAGAGGUGGCCUCCGCUGCGUGACAAGCUGACGGAGGUCCGCCCUGCAUGGAUGUGGUCGUGGAUCCGCACCGCGGUCAACGGCUGGACGACAUCUCGCCGCAUGAGCGCCGUCAUCGAUGCGCGUCCAUGCCUGUUCGGCUGCGAUGAGGAGGACGCGCUCGAGCACUACAUCGUCUGCCCGAUCCUCAGGGCGAUGACCGCGGGCGACGCUGGCGCGGACUCCCUGGGCCACGGCGUCGAGCUCCUCGGGUUCGGCGACGCGCAGUUCCACGCAAGGAGACCGAUCACGGACUGCAUCUACUCGGUCGGCCUCUUGUGCCAGUGCUACCACAUCCAGAAGCACCGCGUGGACGUGGGCCUGGAUGCCGGAGCGGAUCAUCGGAUGGCCGCAGAAGGCGGCCAGGCGCUGCUCGCGCGCGCGGCUGCGCUGCAGAAGGACCUGCGGUCGAAGAAGACCUUCGUCGCCGCGUGCCGCAGUCUGGCGGAGAUCGGCGACCACGAGCAGCUCUCGGAGCCCCUCGCCCUCGCCCUCGCGGAGGCCGGCAAGGUGGCCUUCACGGUGCUUCAGACGCGGUUCUCGAACCCGAAGUUCUGGCAGGCGGGCGCUGGUUGUCUUGGGAGUGAGGCGCACGCGCCCUCCCCGGAUGACGUGGCCAAGUGGCGCGACGCGGCCAUAGAGGAGGUGGACGACGACGCGCGGGAGCGCGCGCGGGAGCAGGCGAAGCUGCGAAAGCUGCAGGAAGACAAGAGGCACAACAAGGGCUUCUGGAGCGACGCCAACACUCCGAUCACGCAGGCGGAGCUGUUGGCCGCCCAGGGGAUGAUCCUGGUAGAGUCCACCCGGCGACAGUCGGCCGGGCAUGUCCCGGGACGCCCAGGACGAGCUGAGACUUUGCACGGUGGUCGAGGACCACCUCCGAGCUGUGCGUGGUGUGCCAGGAGGUGCUGCCCGUGGGCUCAAAGGCGAAGACAAUGCCGUGCGGGCACAAGUUUCAUGACGAGUGCCUCGUCAGCUGGGUCCAGAAGAAUAACACUUGCCCUACUUGCCGCUUCGACGAACUGCCGAGCGAGAAGCCGUAUUAUGAUGACGUGCAACGGCAGGUGCAGCAGGCGGCUCCCGCCGGCAGCCUCUACUCCUGAGGGCUGGCAGCGCAGCGGGCCUGGCGCGCCAGCGGAGCUCUUCCCGGCCGAAGGCCGGCGUAGGUGGUCCCCUGUCGGGUCGGCACGAAGAGUGGCCGACCGGGCGGGAUGA
Prorocentrum cordatum is the source of this 3810-nucleotide messenger RNA. NCBI's taxonomy places the organism in Eukaryota, Dinophyceae, Prorocentrales, Prorocentraceae. The record is from the annotation of a GenBank genome assembly.